Molecule: messenger RNA, 1605 nt
Organism: Alternaria alternata
Lineage: Eukaryota; Fungi; Ascomycota; Dothideomycetes; Pleosporales; Pleosporaceae
Exons: 10
Coding region: 1-1605 (534 amino acids)
Biological process (GO): aromatic amino acid catabolic process; positive regulation of transcription by RNA polymerase II
Cellular component (GO): nucleus
Molecular function (GO): DNA-binding transcription factor activity, RNA polymerase II-specific
Source: RefSeq, a predicted model, not a curated record
AUGCGCCCUUGCACAUAUACCAGCGUCAGCCAGAGCCAGGAUGGCAACAAAGAUAGUUCUACCAGUGCUGACUUAAACAAUACUAUGAUGACCACCGUCGUCUUAAACGGCAACGACGCUUUAAAUCUGCUCUCUGAGGCGGCCCAACGCGAAGAAAGAGAAGUCAAUGGUGCACGAGUGCCGGUGCCUAUUGAACAGCACGCUACUAACGCAGCUUCUACACCACUUUCAUCUAACGCUUAUUGCUUUGUGCGUAUGGGGUGGCUAUCAGCUCUAGAGAUCAACGUUGCACUGUUGUGUCUAAUUUUAGAUAAGGUCUACGCAGAGCGGUCGAACCACUACCUGUUAGUGACGCAUGAACCAGUCCUCACUUGUAUGAUACUGGUUAUAUCUUCUCGCUACCACACUUUGCCUACUAUCGGAGGGCAUUCAAGACGCUAUUUGAUCCACCAGAGACUAUGGGAUCACUUCCAGCACCUACUUAUACGCCUCGUAUUAGGAUUAGAGAAAUACUCCAAGGCUAAGACGCGGACGCUGGCUCUGUACGCGCCUCCACCUAGUGACAGCUGGGAUUCAGAUAUCUUGUUCACUGUGAAAGAUCGACGUGAUCAGGACGGGAGCACAGUUGACAGCCCUUCUAGGACACGAUGGCGAGAGGACGUGAUCGAACCGGCCAACAGAUCAGACCGGAUGUGUUGGAUGGUGCUCAGUUGCGUAUUACCUUUUGGCAAUGAACUCGGCAUAUUUGACGAACAAGACAAGCAUAAUAGCGCAAAUACAAGGCAGCGACAUACAAGACGCGCAUGGACUCCGUUUCUCACUGCGUGGACACGAUUGACUAAAAUCGUGAGGUCUAUAUCAGAUCUGCUCUUCCCUAACCCUACCACGACAUCUCAGAUCAUCCGCAGCGGUCGCUAUAUCAGCAUGACAGAGCAUAUCCAGACCUUACUCACCGCCUGUCUCCUUGUCCUCGAGUAUGAGAGUACGCGGAUGCACACGUAUUCUCUAGGACUUCAAGCCAUUUUAUUUCGCACCCUGGCUAAAUUAAGCAGCGCUGUCUUAGUCAUUAAUAGCACGCUAAAUACACUUAAGAUAGCUAUUAAGCUGUAUGACCUGAGUUUCCUACGGUUUUGCACGAUAAGGACCUUCCUGCACAUUACGACUGCUUCCAUAUUUCUCCUAAAAGGCCUUGGAUUGGGGGUCAGCCCGGCUAGGUUGCAAGGUGCACUAGAGGUCCUGACGCAAGUCAUAGUAGCGCUGAAGAACAGCAAUCCAGACGACCUCUAUCUAGGCGGCUGUUAUUCGAUGCUCCUCGAGAUGCACAUGAAAAGGCUACAGGAGCAUUUUAUGCCCUCGACUCGGCCGCACAACAUCACACCUCCGAAUUUUGAUCUUUCUCGGUUCCCAGGCCUCGCUGCCUCGCUGGAGGCGAAUCAUUUCGAACUCGUGGAUUUCCAGCAAGUGCCAGAAAUCGAUACGUCAGAUGCAAAUUGGCUCAGCUUGCCACUCGACUCAAGUCUCAUGUCAUUUGGCAUAGACAACUUUCAAGGUCUACAGUGCUUGGGUGAUGACACCUUGGACUUUAUAUGGAAUUUAGGAAUGUAG